This is a messenger RNA of Chaetura pelagica (chimney swift), 5496 nucleotides long. RefSeq names its product GRB10 interacting GYF protein 2 (gene GIGYF2). Gene Ontology annotation, biological process: insulin-like growth factor receptor signaling pathway. Lineage: Eukaryota; Metazoa; Chordata; Aves; Apodiformes; Apodidae. The record is from RefSeq and is a predicted model, not a curated record. Gene Ontology annotation, cellular component: perikaryon; proximal dendrite; membrane. The transcript has 27 exons. Gene Ontology annotation, molecular function: protein binding. Bases 44 to 3856 code for a protein of 1270 amino acids.
CAGGUUCACGCUUUUUAAAAAAAAGGAAUAGAACAGGAAAAAAAUGGCAGCAGAAACUCAGACACUUAACUUUGGGCCUGAAUGGCUGCGAGCUUUGUCCAGUGGCGGGAGCGUGACAUCCCCUCCUCUGUCUCCGGCUUUGCCAAAGUACAAACUAGCAGACUAUCGCUAUGGGAGAGAAGAAAUGUUGGCACUUUUUCUAAAGGAUAACAAGAUACCUUCAGACCUUCUGGAUAAGGAGUUUCUGCCUAUUUUACAAGAGGAGCCCCUGCCACCACUGGCACUUGUACCUUUUACAGAAGAAGAACAGAGAAAUUUCUCCAUGUCUGUAAACAGUGCUGCUGUCCUGCGGUUGACGGGACGUGGAGGAGGAACGGUGGUAGGGGCUCCUCGAGGUCGAAGUUCCUCUAGAGGUCGAGGCAGAGGCCGAGGAGAAAGCGGUUUCUACCAAAGAAGUUUUGAUGAAGUGGAGGGUGGAUUUGGGCGAGGAGGGGGCAGGGAAAUGCACAGAUCACAGAGUUGGGAGGAAAGGGGAGACAGACGCUUUGAAAAACCAGGGCGAAAAGAUCCAGUGAGACCAAACUUUGAGGAAGGUGGGACAGCAGCACCAGGGAGGAAGCAUGAGUUUAUACGCUCUGAGAGCGAGAACUGGCGCAUCUUCAGGGAGGAGCAGAAUGGGGAGGAGGAGGACGGCGGCUGGCGCCUGGCGGGGUCGCGGCGGGACGGGGAGCGGUGGCGCCCGCACAGCCCAGGCUGGCGGGAGCACAUGGAGCGACGGCGGAGGUUUGAGUUUGAUUUCCGGGAGCGGGACGAGGAGCGGGGCUACCGGCGCGUGCGCUGCGGGAGCGGCAGCAUGGACGACGACAGGGACAGUCUCCCUGAGUGGUGCUUGGAGGAUGCAGAAGAGGAAAUGGGAACGUUUGACUCCUCGGGAGCGUUUCUGUCUUUAAAGAAGGUGCAGAAGGAGCCAAUCCCUGAGGAACAGGAGAUGGAUUUCCGACCUGUGGAGGAAGGAGAAGAAAGAUCGGACUCUGAAGGAAGCCACAAUGAAGAAGCCAAAGAUCAUGAAAAGGCCGCCAAGAAAGAGGGGGAGAAAGCAGACAGAGCAGUGACAGAAGCAGUGGAGGAAGCAGUCCAAGCAUCUUCACCAGCUGCCAAGUCAGAUACCCCACCAAAAUCCCAGCCUCCAGACCCGCUGCAGACAAGCCUGUUUGAAAGGAAGGAGGAAUCUGUGCCAGAAAGGACAGAAAAAGCAGAAGAGAAGGAGAAUCGAACAGAGACUACACCACCAGCUAAAAGAGGGGAAGGUAAUCUAGCUUCUGUUGCUCAACCUUUGCCACAGAUUUCUGCAGACACAGCUUCUCCUGCUCAUCUUUCUCCCCCCGUUUCCAAUUCAAAUCCUGCUCUGCGACCAGUUCAGACACCUGUCACAGCUGCUCCAGGCAUGGGCAACAUUCCCACUGACCCAGAUGAUGAAGAGGGUCUCAAACAUCUAGAGCAGCAAGCAGAAAAAAUGGUGGCAUACCUGCAGGACAGUGCCCUUGAUGAUGAGAGACUAGCAGCAAAAAUUCAAGAACACAGAGCAAAGGGUUCCUCCAUGCCAUUGUUCCAUGAAGCCAUGCAGAAGUGGUACUACAAAGAUCCACAAGGAGAAAUUCAGGGUCCUUUCAGUAAUCAGGAGAUGGCAGAAUGGUUCCAGGCUGGAUACUUCACAAUGUCACUAUUGGUUAAGAGAGCCUGUGAUGAGACUUUCCAGCCCCUUGGAGACAUCAUGAAAAUGUGGGGCAGGGUUCCCUUCUCUCCGGGUCCAACACCGCUUCCACAUCUGGGCGAGCUGGACCAAGAGCGGCUGACUAGACAGCAAGAGUUGGCCCUGAUCCAAAUGCAGCACCUCCAGUAUCAGCAUCUCUUAAUACAACAACAAUAUGCACAGGUGCUGGCUCAGCAGCAAAAGGCAGCCCUUUCAUCCCAGCAACAGCAGCAGCUUGCUAUUCUCUUGCAACAGUUCCAGGCCCUGAAGAUGAGAAUAUCUGAACAGAACAUGAUGCCACCUGUUACCAGGUCUGUGUCAGUGCCGGACACUGGCUCAAUAUGGGAACUUCAGCCAGCUUCACAACCUACAGUUUGGGAAGGAAGCAGUGUCUGGGAUCUCCCCAUUGAUACUGCAUCUCAGGGACCAGCUCUAGAACAACUUCAGCAGCUCGAGAAGGCCAAAGCUGCAAAGCUAGAGCAAGAGAGGAGAGAAGUGGAAAUGAGGGCCAAACGAGAGGAAGAGGAGAGGAAAAGGCAGGAGGAGCUUCGGAGGCAACAAGAAGAGCUACUUAGGAGGCAGCAGGAAGAUGAGAGGAAACGACGGGAAGAAGAAGAACUGGCCCGCAGGAAGCAAGAGGAAGCCCUGAGGCGACAACGAGAGCAGGAAAUUGCACUAAGGCGGCAGCGGGAGGAAGAGGAACGACAACAGCAGGAGGAAGCACUUAGGAGAUUGGAAGAGAGGAGAAGAGAAGAGGAGGAGAGACGGCAGCGAGAGGAGCUGAUUCGUAAACAGGAAGAGGAGGCUGCCAAGUGGGCACGUGAAGAGGAGGAGGCUCAGCGGCGACUUGAGGAGAGUCGGCUGCGCAUGGAAGAGGAGGCGGCGAGGCAGCGCCUUGAGGAAGAAGAGCGGAAGCGCAAGGAGCUGGAACUCCAGCGCCAGAAGGAGAUCAUGAGGCAGAGGCAGCAGCAGCAGGAGGCUUUACGGCGGCUGCAACAGCAGCAGCAACAGCAGCAACUUGCACAAAUGAAGCUCCCUUCAUCUUCAACAUGGGGUCAGCAAUCAAAUUCAGGAGCUUGUCAAUCCCAGACCACACUGUCACUGGCAGAAAUCCAGAAGUUAGAAGAAGAACGAGAACGGCAGCUUCGAGAAGAGCAAAGGCGUCAGCAGCGUGAGCUAAUGAAGGCCCUCCAGCAGCAGCAACAGCAGCAGCAGCAAAAACUGUCAGGCUGGGGUAAUGUCACCAAACCAACAGGCACCACCAAGUCCCUGCUGGAAAUCCAGCAGGAAGAGGCAAGACAGAUGCAGAAACAGCAGCAACAGCAGCACCAGCAGCCGAAUAGAGUCCGAAGUACUACGCACGCUAACCUGCACACCAGCAUUGGGAAUUCAGUGUGGGGCUCCCUAAACACUAAUCCCAGCAACCAGUGGGCAUCUGACCUAGUCAGUAGCAUCUGGAGUAAUGCUGAUACCAAAAACUCAAAUAUGGGUUUCUGGGAUGAUGCAGUGAAGGAAGUGGGACCUCGUAACUCGACCAAUAAAAACAAAAGCAAUGCCAGCCUCAGUAAAUCUGUAGGUAUUACAAGUAGACAAAACAAGAAGGUGGAAGAAGAGGAGAAGCUGUUGAAAUUGUUCCAGGGGGUUAAUAAAGCCCAGGAUGGAUUCACUCAGUGGUGUGAACAAAUGCUUCAUGCACUCAACACAGCCAACAACCUAGAUGUUCCCACGUUUGUUUCUUUCCUGAAGGAAGUGGAGUCGCCCUAUGAGGUCCAUGAUUACAUCAGAGCCUAUCUUGGAGAUACUCCUGAGGCCAAGGAGUUUGCCAAGCAGUUUCUUGAGCGCCGUGCCAAACAGAAAGCCAGUCAGCAGCGGCAACAGCAGCAGCAGCAGGAUUCAGUGUGGGGAAUGAACCACAGUUCGCUACAUUCAGUCUUUCAGACCAAUCAGAGCAACAACCAGCAAUCCAAUUUUGAGGCUGUGCAGAGUGGGAAGAAAAAGAAGAAACAGAAAAUGGUUCGUGCAGAUCCCAGCUUGUUAGGGUUUUCAGUGAAUGCCUCAUCAGAGCGGCUCAAUAUGGGAGAAAUAGAGACUUUGGAAGACUACUGAGCAUGUGCAAAUCAACUUGGCUUUUCCUGCAUCUGUUAACCAUGGGUUCUCCGUUUGGGACACAGUCCUCUCCACCAUGCAUCCUUCUCCUGGCAGUGAAUCACAGAAUCAAUCAUCUCAGGCUGCUUCCUCUAGCCCCAGUGACCCUUUCUGCCCAGGACUGCACAGGUGUUGUUCCUACUGGCAGCCUAGAGUCGAGUGGACUUUGUUCAGAGCCCUGGGAGGGUGGGAGAUAGGAUUCCUUCACAGCAAGGUUGAUCUGGGCAGCAGGCUUUCACUGUGCUGUGAUUUCUUCUGCUGACAUACCUGGAAAAAAAAAACAACAAUUGGGAUUCUGCAAACCAUUGCUUCCCUCUCCUGGUUGCUCUUACCACAUCCAACACGUGCGGUCACGGAGAGAGAGAUGAGAGCUUGUUGUUAACAGAUGUUGGUCAAAACCAAAAUGCCACACAGAUACUGACUUCCGUGCUCCAUCAGGGCAAGAGGUGCUCUCCCAGGCCAGGAGUUGCAUUCAUAAGCUAACCUUAGAACUGGCAACAGCAGGAGGGGGGCGGUGGCUGGCGCAGUUUAGCUUGGGUUGGUUUGAAGUUGCACACCCUCUGCCAGCCCUUCUCAGCACAUUAUUUUCGGAGGGAAAGCUCGAGUCUGUCUUCAUUAGGUGGUGAUGCUGAAGCUGAUGAAGUUCCCCGUCGGCAUCCUCCAGCCUUCCUGGAAAAGUGGGAACUUCUGCUCUGGGAAAGAAAAGGGGGUGGCAUCUCUUCUUUCAGGUUGAAUUUAUACCUUAAAUGCUACAUUUGGAGGGUUAGGACCAGUUUAUUUUGAGCUCUUUUCCUGCAAAUUUGUCUCGUUUAAGAGACAGUAGGAUCUUUACCGUGUGGAUCUUUAAUCUUUGGUGAGGGUGAACACUGGCUUUCAGAUAUAUAGCCCAGCAGUCUUAGCUAGUUGUCAUUUCCAGCAGUGCUUAGGUUAAUGAGCAGAGAUGCCCUUUUGUCAUGAAGAGAGACUGUGGAGGGCAAAGCGAUGUGCAAUGAUGGCCCUGCUUAUCUUCUACACCUUAAGCUACUUCACACACCUUCACUGGGAUCCAUGAUGCUUAAGUAUUUAUGGAAUCAUAACCUUCCUCUCUCACCGAAAGAUUACCACCACCUCCCCUUCUCUACCCACCCACGUGCACACACCACACAAGAAAGGAAAUGAAAACUGCCAAAUGCACUUAGUUUCAACCCCCUGGUCCCACUUCCCAUCCCCAGAGGGUUAGAACCUGCCAAGGGAGAUAUGCUACAGUUCUGGUGGAGUUGUAUAAAGGUGUCUGUCUGUCUGUCAUCACUGCCUAAAGAAAACAGUUCGAGUUGCUCAAGAGCAGUUUGGCUUUGGAUUUUAUUUCGUUUGGUUUAUUCAUUUUUUGGGGUCACCUUCCCCUCUUCCUCCUCUCUUCCCCCUGCCCCAAACAUGUACAGUAACUAUACAGAGACUGCUGCAGACUUGUAUAUAGUUUUUGGAUCCAGUAGCAUGGAGAGACUUGGGAACUGUUGCAAAUCUGGUCUCCCUCUCUCCUUUGCUUUGUAAAUUCAUAAAAGGGGGAAGAGGGGUAGUUAAAAUGUUUACAAAACUUUAAACUCCCUCUGAACUUUUGCCAGUGG